Carassius gibelio (silver crucian carp) is the source of this 3273-nucleotide messenger RNA. It is a transcript of the gene nrl, whose product is annotated as neural retina leucine zipper. NCBI's taxonomy places the organism in Eukaryota, Metazoa, Chordata, Actinopteri, Cypriniformes, Cyprinidae. Gene Ontology annotation, cellular component: nucleus. Gene Ontology annotation, biological process: regulation of transcription by RNA polymerase II. Gene Ontology annotation, molecular function: DNA-binding transcription factor activity, RNA polymerase II-specific; RNA polymerase II cis-regulatory region sequence-specific DNA binding. The record is from RefSeq and is a predicted model, not a curated record. The transcript is spliced from 5 exons. Bases 319 to 1554 code for a protein of 411 amino acids.
GUGGCAAUCAGCACCAAAGUGGCUCACACACACUCACACCAAACAUAUGCUCUCACAUUGACACACACACACUCAUAUACACACACUGGCAGGAAUCAAUCUGUCAGUCAAUACCUCAGGAUGUGUAUGAGCUGUCUACAUGAACACACGUUUCAGAUGAUAAAACUGGAAGCCUUCAGUUCAAAGAAAUCGGCAUUUUAACAACAGAGUCUAAUUUGGCACAUUAUUGUUUUCAUCUCUGUUUAAAAACUGAAGUCUGUUGUUGUUCGCCUUGAAAACUCAAAGACAACAGCUUCCAUACUUCCCGUCGACCCAGCAAUGUCUUCAUCUCUUCCGCUACCCUCUUUGCCCCCAAGCCCCCUGGCCAUGGAGUAUCUCAAUGACUUCGACCUUCUCAAGUUUGAAGUGAAGCCUGACACACCUCCGCCUCCUCCAACCUGCCUAUACCCCAAACCAGGCAUCCAUCAAGAGUCGACCGGUUCUCCGUAUGCUCCUCGCCCUCCUCCUGACUCCAGCCUCAGCUCCAGUCCCUACACCUCCCUUCCUCCAUCACCCACGCUCAGUGACGGACACCCACCACCAUCUGCAUCCUCCUCUUCAUCCUCUCUCUCUUUUCCGUUGUCCAUCUCCACCGGGUACAUGUCAGGCCAGAGCUCCGGUUCUCAAGGAAACCUGGAUGAAAGCCCAGCCACUGGAGGCCCCACGGCGUGUUCAAACCCGACCUCCUUGGAGGAUCUGCUCUGGUUGGCUGCAUUGCAGCAGCAGUUCGGUGGGGAGCCCGGCGGUGCUGCGUCUCUGCUGGGAGCUCUUGGAGGAGUGCCGGAUCGAGGGGACCGGGAUCGAGGAGGGUUCCUGGGAUGUGAGGAUGCAGUGGAGGCUCUUCUAAACUCUGCUGCGGCCGCCGUGACUUCACAGUUCCCAGUUUUGUCUCAGAGUUCGAGCAGCAGUCACAUGGGGGACUCUAGCAGUGACAGCGGUGCUGAUGUUGUUCUUAACAAGCCGUCAGACAUGUGUCAUCGCCCGAUACUAGUCGUUUCUUCCAACCCUCAAUCUCUCUCCAAUGUCAACACAUCGACCAGUCCCUUCUCACAACCCCUCAGUCCACAGAGCCGCCUCCAUCACCCACACCAUCCAAUGCAAGGCCAUUAUCAUCAUCAUCUUCAUCAUCAUCAUCUGCAAGUCACCCAGUGUGGGGUGGAUGAGCGUUUUUCCGAUGAGCAGUUGGUAAAUCUGUCGGUGCGAGAGCUGAACAGACAUUUGCGUGGGGUAAGCAAAGAUGAAGUGGUCCGUUUGAAACAGAAAAGACGGACGCUGAAGAAUCGCGGUUACGCCCAGUCCUGCCGUUACAAACGACUCCAGCACCGGCACGCGCUUGAGUCCGAGAAACACAUUCUCACACAGCAGCUGGAGCAGCUGCAGUGUGAGCUGUCUCGUGUGUUGAGAGAGCGAGACACAUACAAAGCCCGUUACGAGAAGCUCGUCAGUUCAAACGAGACUCAGCCUUCUCAUCCCAACACCUCGCCUUCUCCUACUCCUCCGGAUUACUUUUUGUGACAAAAUGAACAUUGUACAGAAGAGAAUUGAAGGAGAGCUGAUUAUUGUGAUGGGUGAACGUAAUUCAGAAGAGCUGUGGCUACAACUCAACUUAAAAUAAGCUAUUUACCAAAGCGGGUUGAUUGUGAGGUGGACCUGGAUUGUGAAAUAAUGGCUCUGUGUUGUGCUACUGCUGAUGGGAUUGGGUUUUUACCCAUUGUGAGCUUGUAUAGCACCAACAUGGUUUCAUUAGCAUUCAUACGUUUCCAUACCUAAAGGGCUUCUAACACAUUUAUGUACAUUUAGAUAGACACUGAAAUGUACAGAAUCAAAUUAAUAAAAUACAAAAAGCAUUUUACAUAUGUAUAAUGAAUUCUUUGAAGAUCAUAGAAUAUUGAAUUAAAGGAAUGAGUAGGGUUGUUUUUAUAAUAAAUAAGAUUUAUUAAAUAUGUUGGCUAUUUAUUUAUUUAACGUGUUUACAGUUUUUUUGUGAUCAACUUGUUUUUGAUUCAACAAAACUACAUUAAUUCAAACAAACAGAACAAGGAGCAACAUACAUAUCAAUACUUGUACAAUCUGAAAUAAAACAAAGCUGUGUACAGUUCUUGAAAUUAUAAUGUUUUCAUUCUGUUCUCUAUGAAUCAAUAAAUAUGUAGCAUUAUAUACUUGUUCAUCUUUGAUGAUUCAGCCAUGGAAAGCCUACAUAUGACUUAAAGGGCCAUCAUUUACUUACCCUGAAAUUGUUCCAAAAAAAAAAAAAAAAAAAAAAAAAAAAUGAUGGAAGUCAAUGGGUACCAUCAACUGUUUGGCUAACCACAUUCUUAAAAAAUAUCUUCUUUUGUGUUCAGAAGAAAUACAUACAGGUUUAAAACAACUUCAUGGCGAGUUAAUGAUGACAGGAUUUCUAUUUUUGGGUGAAAUAUCCCUUUAAGAGUUAGGGUUACUUUUAUUAGGCCGAUACAGAUUUCGUUUACGGAUGCAUUCGACAUGAAAAAGGGAUUUUCCUUCAUUUACCAGUAUGUAAAAAGUCAAUGACUAUAAAACUUUAGUUUUCCCAAGAAAAAAAAAAAAAACAUUAACAUUCUAGAUGCUGUUAAUAUGGAUAUUGUACAUUUUUGGUGUCUAAACGCACAAAAAAAAAUAUUUGUGAGCAUUUUUUGCUAAUACCUAUGAAAACGAAUGAGAUCACCCACAGUUACACAAAAGGCUUGCUUUCUCACUGUUUGUCAUGAUGAUUUGAGUUCUUACAACAGUUUCAUUAGCACAUUUAUUUGGCAUUCACCAAAGGGACUGUUAGAGAUAUAAAUCUAAAUCUGCUGAUGUUUUUAGCAAGAGCGUAACACAUAUAGAAUAUGAUUAUGUGUAUAAGCCAUAUUUGAGUUCUGGGUUCAUAGGAGCCACUGCAACUCACUGGAAGACAAUGCAAACAACAUCCAAACACAGACCACGUGGAAAUCAUUACAGAACUUUGAGUGACUGUCUUUGGAAGCUACAUUUAAUGAUCAAGCUAAAGUCAAUGGUGUAAUUUAAUUGUGACUUUCAAUUCAUUUAGCAAUUCACUGGUCACUGUGGGUGUUGGUAGAUGCCUUUUCAGAUGCAGACUUUUACUUGGCUCGCCAUACAGUACAGGUUAUCUGGCUAUUUUGCUUAUUUAUUUUAUAGUAUUCAUUCAUUGUUUGUAAUGUGAUCAUUCAUCAUUCAUAUUUUCUAGCAGAGUAAAUAUAUGAAAGAUUAUUUUGA